AACUACGUUACCCGGCUGUAGUACGGGGUCCGCACUCCGCAGUUGUCUGGUAGUAGUCUAGCUACUAGUGUGUUACCUGGAUAAAUAUGAACUGUAAAUCUAAUUCUGUGUUGGGUUAGCAUAUCGGCAGACAUUUGUCAUUUAAAGCGCCAUUUAAACGACAGCGAGCUAGGUCUCCAAGUGACUUCAUUCUGUAGUUAAUCUUUGCCAUCAAAGCAACGGAGAAGUGCCAAAACAUACUAGCUAGCUAGGACCGGUGUAUACAACGUUAGCUAGCUACACAUAAUCCGUUUUCUAAUUAUUGUGUGGUAACAUAUGUAUGUAUAUUUCCAAAGGGUCUGAGGCGGACAUUUAUUUUGCCAAGAAUGGCGGACGAGGCACUUUUUCAAUUUCUUCACAAUGAACUGAUACAGUAUGUGUACAAAUCAGCAGAGCACGGCGAGAUGGAAAACGGGAGGUGCAUUACAAAGCUGGAGAACAUGGGAUUCCGCGUUGGCCAAGGGCUAAUUGAAAGGUUCACGCGAGACACUGCACGGUUCAAGGAUGAGCUGGAUGUUAUGAAGUUUGUCUGCAAAGAUUUCUGGACCAGUGUUUUCAAAAAGCAAAUUGAUAACUUGCGAACAAAUCACCAGGGGAUUUAUGUGCUACAGGAUAACAAGUUCCGUUUGCUGACACAGCUCUCCACAGGAAAACAGUAUUUAGAACAUGCCCCAAAGUACCUGGCAUUCACCUGUGGGCUCGUGAGGGGUGGACUGGCCAAUCUGGGUGUGAAGAGCAUAGUCACGGCAGAGGUGUCCGUCAUGCCAGCCUGUAAAUUCCAGGUGAUGAUCCAGAAGAUGUGAGGAACAGAGGAGUCCCCACUCAACAUGAAACACUUGAAAAAUCACGUCUCAGUUUUACUGCCUUUUUAAGUGUUUGAAAUGUUCCUGCAUGCACACUGUGUUGUGGACUACUGUGUAUUAAUUUAAUUUAAUGUUCGUUAUUAUUAUUAUUAUUAUGAUCAUUUCCCACGUGGACCAUGUUUGCCUUUAAUCGUUUGAAUAUUGUGUAAAAAAAAAGCCUAUUGAUUUGCACUGAGCCUUUAUUAAAUUAUAAUAUAAUUUA
This is a messenger RNA of Conger conger (European conger), 1104 nucleotides long. It is a transcript of the gene trappc6b, whose product is annotated as trafficking protein particle complex subunit 6B. Gene Ontology annotation, biological process: regulation of GTPase activity; endoplasmic reticulum to Golgi vesicle-mediated transport. Lineage: Eukaryota; Metazoa; Chordata; Actinopteri; Anguilliformes; Congridae. The record is from RefSeq and is a predicted model, not a curated record. Bases 366 to 842 code for a protein of 158 amino acids. Gene Ontology annotation, cellular component: cis-Golgi network; trans-Golgi network; TRAPP complex. The transcript is spliced from 6 exons.